AUGACGAUCUCUAGGAAGGAGAAAAAGGUCCGUCUGUUGUCCAAGCUGGCCAUCCGUGCGGGUCAAGCCAAUGCCAUCAUGGAAAAUGAAUUGACUGGCACCGAUGAUGGCUCCUCCGUCUGGCAAGCUGCUAGCGCAUUCACAUGGGUGAUCCGUCCCAGUCCCUAUUCUGCAUACCUCGGCGUCGAUCUUUCCAUCAUUUAA
This is a messenger RNA of Penicillium oxalicum, 204 nucleotides long. RefSeq lists its product as uncharacterized. Lineage: Eukaryota; Fungi; Ascomycota; Eurotiomycetes; Eurotiales; Aspergillaceae. The record is from RefSeq and is a predicted model, not a curated record. The transcript has 2 exons. Bases 1 to 204 code for a protein of 67 amino acids.